Spinacia oleracea (spinach) is the source of this 1152-nucleotide messenger RNA. Its product is annotated as vacuolar iron transporter homolog 4. The record is from RefSeq and is a predicted model, not a curated record. The transcript has a single exon. Lineage: Eukaryota; Viridiplantae; Streptophyta; Magnoliopsida; Caryophyllales; Amaranthaceae. Gene Ontology annotation, molecular function: manganese ion transmembrane transporter activity. Gene Ontology annotation, biological process: intracellular manganese ion homeostasis. Bases 210 to 893 code for a protein of 227 amino acids.
AAUUAUGUGUAACAUGAAAAUAUUUUUAUCUUAGUGGGAAAAUAAGCACUAAGACAAUGUAUCUCAAUCUUCCUCUAUAAAUAGCUUACUUCAAAGACCAUGCAAAUAUCAUCUAACUAUCAUAAUCAUCUACAAUAAUUCAAAGCUUAAAUUCUAUCUUAGUUUCCUAUCCUAGUUUGUAGAAUCAUCCCUUUUCGAGUUUUGUCAACAUGGAAUCCAAACAAUCUAACACGAUUAAGCACGAAACAAUUCGAGGAAAUCACCACAUGGGUGAUGAAGAGAGCCAGCAGCAGCAUGUAAUUGAGGAGAAAGAAGAGGAGUUGUUCGACUACACGACACGAGCACAGUGGCUGAGAGCUGCAGUCCUAGGAGCCAAUGAUGGGCUUGUUUCGACGGCGUCCCUGAUGAUGGGUGUUGGUGCAGUGAAGAAAGAUGUGAAGACCAUGAUUCUAAUAGGGUUUGCAGGUCUAGUAGCUGGGGCUUGUAGCAUGGCUAUAGGUGAGUUUGUGUCGGUGUAUUCUCAGCUCGAUAUCGAGGUUGCUCAGAGGAAGAGAGGGAAUAAUAAUAAUAAUAAUAAUAAUAAUUCAAGAGAAGAUGAAAAGGAGGAGGAAGGGUUGCCAAACCCCUUACAAGCAGCAUUUGCUUCCGCCUUAGCAUUCUCGGUGGGGGCUAUGGUACCACUUCUGGCGGCUUCAUUUAUACAAGAAUAUAAGGUAAGGCUUGGGGUUGUGGUGGCGGCAGUGUCCAUGGCGUUGGCGGUGUUCGGCUGGUUGGGAGCGUUUCUAGGAGGAGCACCCAUUGUAAGGGCAACUUUUAGGGUUUUAUUUGGUGGUUGGCUUGCUAUGGCUAUUACUUUUGGGUUGACAAGGUGGAUGGGGACAAAUGGGUUCUAAUUAAUAAUUUAUUAACUUAUUAAUAAAUACGGAGUAUGUAUUAGUCUUCUUUGAAUAUCAAUCUAGUGGUUUUGUGUCGUAAUCAGCUACAGUACGUACUUUUGGCAAGAGGAUAAUUAAAUUACCUAGGCUGCUUCAUCACGUGUUGUACGUACCUUUGUAAGCAACAAACGCCUAGUUUGUUAAGUUGGUAUUUAUAAGUGCUUUCAGUUAAAUGUGAACUUCUUGAGUUGUUAUUCAUUUUCAGUUUUUAUGCUUC